CUGCCCGAGUACUUUGGGCGGGAGGACGAAAGCGACGACAGCGACUUCUACAUCCAGCCCCGCUUGGUGGUCCACAUCGACGAUGUGGCCAUUGCCGCCGUGGGCAACGUUUUCCGCAGCCUGAUUCCUCCGGACUCGGUGGUGCUGGAUCUGAUGAGCAGCUGGCGCUCCCACUGGCCGGCGGACCAUCCCCGUUCGAGGCUGGCCGGCCUGGGAAUGAACGACGUCGAGAUGGCUGAGAACCCAGACCUCGACGAUUACAUUAUCCAGGACAUCAACAAGAAUCCCGUCCUGCCCUACGAGGACAACACCUUUGACGCGGUGGUCAUCACGGUUUCAGUCCAGUACCUUAUCCGCCCCAUCGAGGUUUUCAGUGAGGUGAACCGGAUCCUCAAGCCUGGCGGCAUCUUCAUCGUCACCUUCUCCAACCGGAUGUUCCCCACCAAGGCGGUACGUAUCUGGCGAUACUCCACCGACCGGCGCCACAUCGACCUGGUGGCCGCCUACCUGGAGGAGGCCGGAGACUUUGACGAAAUUCGGGGCGGCUUCACCAAUCCGGAAACCAGCCCCCCGGGAGACCCCCUCUUCGCCGUAGUAGCCAACAAAGCCACCGACUGA
Messenger RNA from Geodia barretti, 618 nucleotides. The record is from the annotation of a GenBank genome assembly. NCBI's taxonomy places the organism in Eukaryota, Metazoa, Porifera, Demospongiae, Tetractinellida, Geodiidae.